GCGAUCGGCAUCAGUCGACAGUGGUCGACUGUGGUUGACACAUAAGACGUAAAGGCGGAUUCACAUGCAACUGUAAAGCAAUAAUUUCAUCCGCAUUGAUCCGCAGUUAACUUGGGAUAGAAACAUAGAAAUAUGGACUGGAAAUCACAACUCGACAUUAAAUGUUGAGGUUGGCUGUAAGUUUAUCGCAAUCACUCUUGCGAAAAGUUUUUGAAAAGCAUUUGAUCUGGAGCACCACAAGAACAUUAUUUGAACAAACGCAAGACAGUAAAAUGGUGAAAUUUUUGCAACAAUCUGAAGCAAUACAAAUUGAUAAAGAUCUUUUUGACAAAUUCAAGUUCAGUGUUGAUCAGUUAAUGGAAUUAGCUGGACAAAGCUGUGCAAUUGCAAUUGCCAAAUGCUAUCCAUUAUCAGAAAAUUCUUCAAGUCCAGUACUCAUUUGUUGUGGACCAGGAAAUAAUGGUGGAGAUGGUCUCGUUUGUGCUAGACAUUUAAAACUCUUUGGGUAUUCUCCUGAGGUCUACUACCCAAAGAGAACAAAUAGCACUCUUUAUGAAAAUUUGACACAUCAGUGUAUUGAAAAUGAUAUUCCACUUUUGGAAAAUAUCUCUCAAUUGAAAGAGUCCAGCGAAUACCUUCUAAUAGUCGAUGCUCUGUUUGGAUUUAGUUUUAAACCACCAGUCAGAGAGACCUUUGUACCAAUUAUUCGUACAUUGGAAACUGCAAGUGUUCCUGUCUGUAGUAUAGAUAUUCCAUCAGGAUGGAAUGUCGAAACUGGUCCUCCGGCAGAAGGUGGAAUCAAGCCUGAAAUGUUAAUAUCGCUAACAGCACCAAAACAAUGUGCUAAGAGCUUUAGAGGAAAGUACCAUUACUUGGGAGGACGAUUUGUGCCAAGAAAACUGGAAUUACAGUACAAUCUCAAUCUUCCUAAAUAUCCUGGAACAGAAUUAGUUAUCCCGCUGCAAUGAAUUAUGAAAAAUACAAUGAUCUCUCUCUGUAGUUAAUUAAGUAAAUUUAUUGAUUAUGAUUCUUGUCAAAUCUCAAUCGGUAAUCAGACUUAAAAUAGAAAGGAAAGAACGUUGACUGUCACAUAUACUGUAUAUACUGUAAAAUGAUGUUUUUUUAAUAAUAUACUAUUGGAUUAAGUCAAAUUACUUUGUUUAUCAAGUAUAUCUACAAAAAUCAAAGUGUUACUGCAAACCUAGUAUAUAUACAGUAGAUGUAAAAUAUCCUACAAUAAUAAUUGUUAAUCAUUAUCCUUAAAUCACCGACAAUAAAACAAUAAAAUUACCAGAA
Messenger RNA from Cephus cinctus (wheat stem sawfly), 1296 nucleotides. It is a transcript of the gene Naxe, whose product is annotated as NAD(P)H-hydrate epimerase. The transcript has 2 exons. The record is from RefSeq and is a predicted model, not a curated record. Gene Ontology annotation, molecular function: NAD(P)HX epimerase activity. Bases 162 to 968 code for a protein of 268 amino acids. Gene Ontology annotation, cellular component: mitochondrion. NCBI's taxonomy places the organism in Eukaryota, Metazoa, Arthropoda, Insecta, Hymenoptera, Cephidae.